Molecule: messenger RNA, 954 nt
Organism: Sclerotinia trifoliorum
Lineage: Eukaryota; Fungi; Ascomycota; Leotiomycetes; Helotiales; Sclerotiniaceae
Source: the annotation of a GenBank genome assembly
UAAGUUAGGGAGGGACCCAUUAGCUGUCAUUUGUUGUUCGUGGGGCUCUCCUUUUUACAUUUUCUUCUCAGUGGUCUUUGGUUAUUCUGCUCACUCUGCUCAUUCUGCUUUGCAAUUGACUUCUUCUUUCCUACAAGUACCUAAUUUUGUGACUAAACCACCAAAAUCUAUACUAUACUUGAAAACGUCAUAUUCCCACUAUCCAGAAGUGCAAAUAGCCAUCUUCACUUCACCCCACUAUUCUACUUCAAACUUACGAACCCCGUUCAACUCUUCCCUUCCACCCCGCACAACCAUCCUCUCCUCCUUCUCCCUCAGGACCAAAUCCCAAUCCCAAAAUGGCCAAUGCAAACUCCCCCGAAAUCCUCGCGGCCUACGAUGAUGUCCGCUCCGACAAAUCCCCAACCAACUGGCUCAUAAUAUCCUACGCCAAAACCGGCAACUCUCUCGCCCUUACGGCCACCGGAGAAGGUGGCCUUGCCGAAUUACGUGAAAAGUUGGACCCUACCCAAGCACAAUACGCUUAUCUACGUGUGGAAUACGCCAACGAUAGCGAAUCUUCAAGAAUCAAGUUCGCCUUCAUUGUGUGGAUUGGGGAACAGACAAAGGUUAUGAGAAAGGCAAGGGUUAGCAUCGAGAGUGGUGCCGUCAGGGCCGUGUUGAGUCAUCACAGUGUGACAAUAGAUGCGAGGGGUGUGGAGGAUUUGGAUGAGGCGGACAUAGUUAAGUUGUGCAGGAAGGCAGGGGGUGCAGAUUAUAAUGGUGGCAGAGGAUGAUGAUAUUUAGGAAGGGAAGGGGUUUCGAAAGUAACAAUAAUGAGCAGAGGAUGAUUUGGAAAGAAUGGAAAAGAUACCCCAGAUCAUACAGACAUUGGAAUAGACUACUACAGGUUAUGGUCUCAAAGUUUCAAACAUGCAGCACACAUGAUGAUUCGCAAUUGGACAUUUGCAUUGG